AUGGAACGUGAUGUAGAGGGGGCGUCUCUGCCAAAAGCGUCGUCGGACUGGGUCCAUGUCACGGGCAAUCCUGCUUCAGGGAACGCAGAGGAAGUAACAAGCACACCUGAUCGUGCGUCAAGUGGCACUACCAGUCCGCCUGCGAAGAGGAGAAGAGAAACAAAAGAAAGAUCGAGGACUGAUCAGCAGGGACACUAUGUCGGUCCAGCUAGUGGUGUAUCAUUCCUCCUACGCAUUCAGAAGACAUUGCAUCAGAACAGCUCCCUGUCUCACGACUCAUCCAUCUUCACCUUCGGCGAUGCUCCCUUGCCGGAUUUUGACCCUACUUUCUUUGUAUUACCGCCCAAGGCUGAGGGUGAGAGGCUCGUGGAAAGGUAUUUCGACUUCGCUGCUCCCACACACCGGUUCUUGCAUAGGCCCACAAUCGAGGGGCUUUUGCAGGAGUUUUACGAAACACAAGGCGAUAUGAAGAACAAGGAGGAAGCGCCAGGGAAGACGGCGCUGUUGCUGAUCGUCAUGGCACAGGCAAAGGCUUAUAUGCCUGGAGAGGCAGAUGCGCACUCAGCUAGUGCUCGAUAUUACUUCGCUUCUGAACAUCAGCUAAGUAAAGAACGUGGAUCUGUGCGUCUUGCAAGUGUGCAAGCCAGGCUAGGUCAAUGCUUCUAUCUGCUCACCCAGUCCCGGGUAAACCACUGCUGGAGUCUGUUCGGCACACUGGCGCAUCUCGCGUUUGCCAUUGGUCUGAACCGAGGCCGGAGCUGCAGUCCUUCUUCUUCUGUUGACUACAUUGAGCUGGAGAGUCGGCGUCGCCUCUUCUGGGUCGCGUACGUGUUGGAUAAAUAUCUCGCCGCAGCUCUUGGGCGCCCUCGUACCUUCAAGGACGAGGACAUUGACCAGGAACUACCCACCCUUGUCAACGAUACCGACCUAACAUCCCACUCCAUGAACCCCACCCCUUCCCUCGGCUACUCCAUCCCCGUAAUGAUGGCGCCCAUAGAGCACAUCAAGCUCUCCAAGAUCCUCUCCGCCGUGCUCCGCGACCUCUACCCGAUCCGCUCCCCAUCUCUCCCGCACCGCCUCUCCCUCGCGCAGAAAUACACGACCGACCUCACCGCGUGGCGCCAAUCCAACGCCCAUUUCCUCGACACCAACAACCUCCCCUCGAGCCUCCUGAUCCCCAUCUACCAGCGCCAGCGCAACGUGCUCAACCUCGCCUACUACCACGCCGUCCUCCUCGUACACCGGCCCUUCCUCCUCUCCAACUUUGCCAACCUCACGCACUUCGAGCAGACGGCCGCCCAGCGCGGCGGCGGCCUCGUCGGCGACGCGCACCCCGCCAUCGAGCUUACUUGCAAGGAGAACCUCAAGCACUGCCUGGACGCGGCCAUGGGCAUUGUGCGCGUCGUCGACGACAUCGCGGAGAGCCAGAUCUUCCGCGCGUUCUGGUUCACGCAGUACUACGCCUUCUGCGCGGUGGUCGUGCUGUACAUUUACCGCAUCCAGCAGGGCAUCGUGGAGCCGGGCCAGUGUGAAGGGUACUACGCUGCGGGACUGAGGUGCCAGGGCGUGCUAUCGUCCAUCUCGGAGGCGGACUGUUUGUCCAAGCGGUACGUGCUUGUCUUGGAGGAACUGCGCAUCGAGGCAGCGAAGGUGCGGGGGCCGGCAAAACAGCAGCAGCAGCAGCAGCAGGCACAGGCGCAGAGCGCCACGACGCCUGCGUCUGCGACUGCAACGUCGCCGGCCGUAGGGAGCGGGGUGACGCCGAAUCUGGGCGGGAGCAUGGGAGAGAGUCCUGGGUUUGUGGAUCCCUACUUCGGCGCUGGGAGUGGUGGUGUGGGGAACAAUCUGCCCACGCCUGAUAGUACGGUGUUCAACACGAGUUUCCUGCCGACGAGUAGCAUCAUGGCCGACUUGACGAGCUGGGGCCAGUUUGAUAGCUUGGUUACGGCGGGCAUAGGCAUGCUGGACGGAGGAGGCUAUGGUGGGGACGCAGGGUUUGGCUUUGGGCUGGGGAUGUAG
This is a messenger RNA of Paraphaeosphaeria sporulosa, 2019 nucleotides long. RefSeq lists its product as uncharacterized. Gene Ontology annotation, biological process: positive regulation of transcription by RNA polymerase II; DNA-templated transcription. The record is from RefSeq and is a predicted model, not a curated record. Bases 1 to 2019 code for a protein of 672 amino acids. The transcript is spliced from 4 exons. Gene Ontology annotation, molecular function: zinc ion binding; sequence-specific DNA binding. NCBI's taxonomy places the organism in Eukaryota, Fungi, Ascomycota, Dothideomycetes, Pleosporales, Didymosphaeriaceae. Gene Ontology annotation, cellular component: nucleus.